Salvia miltiorrhiza (redroot sage) is the source of this 621-nucleotide messenger RNA. RefSeq lists its product as uncharacterized. The coding region runs from base 1 to 621 and encodes 206 amino acids. NCBI's taxonomy places the organism in Eukaryota, Viridiplantae, Streptophyta, Magnoliopsida, Lamiales, Lamiaceae. The transcript is spliced from 3 exons. The record is from RefSeq and is a predicted model, not a curated record.
AUGGUUGCUGGAGAUGUCCUUCACGGAUCUCCCUUUCCUGAAGACUGCUUACGUGUGGCGAUUGAUGAGGUUGUUGAUGAUAAUGCACGAUUACCCAAACCUAUUUCAGAUGACAUGGUUACAGUGGGAAAUGCAUUAGGAACCCAUGUAGCAUGGCCUACUCAUUUGGUGGUGGAGAAAUCAAUUGAGAAACCUGAUAAGAAGACACGUGGAAAAAAGAUUUUGAAAGAGUCCGCGGUGAAGAAUUUGUCAUCAUUGCCUUCAUCAUUGGUAGCACUAUAUUGUAUGAUGGAGAAGUCAUUCGCGGGUGAAGGAAUACGUCUUCCAAUAGACUUUGAAAUGUUUGGGCAAGAUCUAAGCGUUUGGAUUCUCUUGAAGGAUGAUGUGAUUCCCUUUUGUAAUCUGGAACCGAUUACAGGGAACAGCAUUAUCGCAUACAUUUGCCAUUCUUAUGGAAAGAUGAAGACAGAGGGAAGUCUUGGGAGGUUUAUGUUUGUGAAUCCAUUUACUGUAUCUCAUAAUCGACAAGACUCAACCGAGACAAGAGCCCGCAAACUAGCAGACAGGUUACUUCAGGCUUUAUCAAAUCAGCUGGUACUCGUUCCUUGCAACGUGGGGUAA